AUGCUCUCUCUUCAGCACUCAUCUCUUGAAGUGAUUGAAAAUCACACAAAUCGGACAACAAUCAUGAAAUUCACCUCUCUCGUCUCCAUCGUCUCCUUGGCUGCUGUUGCCUCUGCCUGGCAUCUCCAGCUCUAUGACGGCGAGUUGUACCAAGGUCUCAUUCAUGACCGUAGCGGAACACUCUCCCAGCCAUGUGCUGACCUGGACGCCAGCGCCGAUAACAAGGCGUCCUCCAUGCAUUGGGAGGCCGGUACAUUCGCAGGCGAAAUCAUACUCUUUGAGAAACACGGCUGCGUGGCUGAAGUGGGGAGAUCCGAUGGCGAUUGGAGCCUCGCUCAGUUCUCGUCCUUCGCUAACAACAAAGUUAGCUCGUACAAGAUUAACUGA
Marasmius oreades (fairy-ring Marasmius) is the source of this 387-nucleotide messenger RNA. RefSeq lists its product as uncharacterized. NCBI's taxonomy places the organism in Eukaryota, Fungi, Basidiomycota, Agaricomycetes, Agaricales, Marasmiaceae. The coding region runs from base 1 to 387 and encodes 128 amino acids. The record is from RefSeq and is a predicted model, not a curated record. The transcript is spliced from 2 exons.